AUGAUUAAAGAUAACACCGAAAUUAUUCCACUAAUGGGCAAGAAAACAAAUCCAUCUGGUACUCCCCCCCAGGAGAGAAAGCCGACUGAAAGCACGCCCACAAAGAAAAGUUCACACUUUUUUCUGGAGAUUGAUGGGUUUGAAAGCAAUGCAACUCCAAAUAAUACGUCUCCCCCUGUGUUUUCAAAACCAAUGGAUUCAAACAUUCGUCCAUGUGCAUCUGGAAAUGGGGAAGAUAUGGAUUCCCCACAGUCUCUUCAGGACGAUGCGACUGAAUACAGCCCUAAUGUAGAGAGUUGUUGUGCUAACAUAUCACAAGGACGUGAGCACACUAGUGCCCGGAAGAAGUUGAAAAGAUACAUAUUUCGGGCAGUAUCUGAGGGGAAUAUAGAAGAAUUGCAACAUCUGCUGGCAGAGCUGAAGGAGCGAUGCAACGCGUGUACAAACAUGACCGUGCCAGAUUACCUGAUGAAAAAAUUCACAGCUGCAGAUACUGGCAAAACUUGUCUGAUGAAAGCUCUGCUGAACAUCAAUGAGAACACAAAUGAGAUAGUGAAUAUGCUACUAUCCUUUGCAGAAGAAAAUGGUAUUUUGGAGAGAUUUAUCAAUGCAGCAUAUACAGAAGAGGCAUAUAAAGGCCAGACAGCUCUAAAUAUUGCCAUUGAAAGAAGACAGUAUGAAAUAACUCAGAACCUUAUAGAAAAAGGAGCUGAUGUCAAUGCUCAUGCCCAGGGUAUCUUCUUUAAUCCCAAACAUAAGCACGAAGGCUUUUAUUUUGGUGAAACUGCACUGGCGUUAGCUGCAUGCACCAAUCAACCCGACAUAAUUCAACUGUUAAUGGACAAUACCAGGACUAAUAUUACUUCUCAGGAUUCCAGAGGAAACAAUAUCCUCCAUGCAUUAGUUACUGUGGCAGAGGACUUCAAAACCCAGAAUGACUUUGUAAUCAGAAUGUACGACAUGAUUUUGUUGAAAAGCAAAGACAGAAAUUUGGAAACAACGAAGAACAAGGAGGGUUUGACACCACUACAAUUAGCUGCAAAAACUGGGAAAUUAGAGAUUCUGAAAUACAUCCUGAGCAGAGAGAUAAGAGAUAAGCCUAACAGGAGCCUGUCAAGAAAAUUCACAGACUGGGCUUACGGUCCUGUUCAAUCUUCUCUUUAUGAUCUGACAGAACUAGAUACCACUGCCGACAAUUCAGUGUUGGAAAUUAUUGUGUAUAAUACAAAUAUUGGUAACCGUCAUGAAAUGCUGACUCUGGAGCCUCUGAAUUCACUCCUGCGAAUGAAAUGGAAGAAGUUUGCAAGACACAUGUUUUUUAUGUCAUGCUGGUUUUAUUUUCUAUACAAUGUAACAUUAACGUUAGUUUCCUACCACAGGCCUAAUGAAAAUGAAGCUCCACCUUAUCCGCUCGCUCUGACACGUGGUGUGGGGUGGCUGCAGUUAUCGGGACAGUUGCUGGUUAUGUUGGGAGCAAUAUUUUUAGCCAUAAAAGAGAGCGUAGCCAUCUUUCUGCUUCGGCCCUCAGACCUGCAGUCAAUUCUCUCUGACGCGUGGUUCCACUUUGCAUUUUUUAUACAAGCUUUGCUUGUGAUCUUCUCUGUCUUUUUGUACUUGUUUUCCUACAAAGAACACCUUGUGUGUCUUGUUUUGGCAAUGGCCCUAGGAUGGGCUAAUAUGCUCUAUUUCACCAGAGGUUUCCAGUCCAUGGGCAUUUACAGUGUUAUGAUUCAAAAGGUCAUCCUGCAAGAUGUGAUAAAAUUUUUAGUUGUCUAUAUCGUGUUUUUGCUGGGAUUUGGCGUAGCUCUUGCUGCGUUGAUUGAAACGUGCCAAGAGGGCAGCGAAUGCCAUUCCAACAGCAGUCUGGGACCUGUCCUGAUGGAUCUCUUUAAGCUCACCCUAGGACUGGGUGAUCUGGAGAUCCAGCAAAAUUCAAAGUAUCCUGUGCUAUUUCUUCUGCUCCUCAUAACUUUUGUUGUGUUGACUUUUGUUCUCCUCUUGAACAUGCUGAUUGCAUUAAUGGGAGAAACGGUGGAAGACAUUUCUAAAGAGAGCGAGCACAUCUGGAAACUCCAGAGAGCCAGAACCAUUUUGGAAUUUGAAAAAUUCUUACCAAAAUGUUUGAGGAAAAAAUUCCAACUGGGAGAACGGUGUAAAGUUGCUGAAAAUGACACCAGGGUGUGUUUAAGGAUUAAUGAAGUGAAAUGGACUGAGUGGAAAACACAUGUUUCAUUUAUUAAUGAAGAUCCAGGGCCAACAGAUCCAAGCAAAGUUCAAGAUAAUUCAAGAACUAAUAGCAAAAACACCCUGAACACGUUUGAAGAAACGGAUGAUUUGCCCGAAACCUCUGUUUAG
Molecule: messenger RNA, 2355 nt
Organism: Apaloderma vittatum (bar-tailed trogon)
Lineage: Eukaryota; Metazoa; Chordata; Aves; Trogoniformes; Trogonidae
Gene: TRPV3
Product: transient receptor potential cation channel, subfamily V, member 3
Exons: 17
Coding region: 1-2355 (784 amino acids)
Biological process (GO): calcium ion import across plasma membrane
Cellular component (GO): membrane
Molecular function (GO): protein binding; calcium channel activity
Source: RefSeq, a predicted model, not a curated record